CAUAACACCAAUAACAAGACACUUUCUUCAGCAAACAUAUUGGCUUGGCUAUAAAAGGCCCAGCCAAGUUCAUCUAAUUGAGUGACAUUUCUUAAUAUUGCUGCUGUUAGGGAGAGGGUCAAAUUAGUAAGCAUAAUGAGGAAUGUAUUGAAUAUUAUACUAAUCUUUUGGGUAUAUCUCAAUUGGGGUUGUACUGAGGGAGCUCAAGAAAGAGAGAGUAGAAACGUGGAUUAUCACACAGUUCAACUCAGCUCUCUUUCACCAACAGGAUCUAAUACCAAGGGGUCACUGCACGUAGUGGACAAGAAUGUCGUGCGCUCGCCUCUUAGGAGAAGCAAAGUUACGAGACUCGACCUUGACAACAUCCUCAGGCACGAUCAAGCACGCUUAGACUAUAUCCACUCUAGACUGUCAAAUAAUUUCGCUGACCGGCCUAGGCAAACCGAGUCUAAAGAUAUACCGGUCAAGGACGUGAGUAAGAGCAAGAGCGAGCUCGGUUGGGGGAGCUACAUCGAGACUAUUGGAAAUGGAAACAUCUAAACACGAUCAUGCAGCUACUUUCGUGAUGGACAAGCUUCGCGUUAUAUGUUUAAGAUCCCAAUUAUAGUGAGUUGCAUUUGUUAUAAUAUGUGCAUAUCUUAAGUUGUUUGAUUACUCUACUCAAAUUGCAUGCAGCUUUAUUAGAACUAUUGUUUGUUUUUUUUUUUGUUUUUAAUAAAAAUAUAAUAUUAAUAAUCCCAA
Brassica oleracea var. oleracea is the source of this 741-nucleotide messenger RNA. RefSeq lists its product as uncharacterized. Bases 136 to 540 code for a protein of 134 amino acids. The record is from RefSeq and is a predicted model, not a curated record. Lineage: Eukaryota; Viridiplantae; Streptophyta; Magnoliopsida; Brassicales; Brassicaceae. The transcript has 2 exons.